AGAGCCGCGCCGAGGCUCCCGGCGAGGAGCCGAUCCAGCAGGCAGCGAGUGCCACAUCACUGUGCUGCCUGCACUGAGGGCUCCAGCAUGGUCCUGAGGCUCCUGCUCCUCCUCGGCGGGCUGCUUAGGGUCACCGAGCCAGCGCCCCGCUGUGAAACCGGCCAGGAGACCCUAGGUCAAUGCCAAACUGGACAGAAAGCAAAAUGUGUGGACAUUGCCUUAAGUUCUUGUACUGAUGUUACCUACACUCAGAUGAUGUAUCCUAAUUUUCUGGAUCAGAAGUCUCGGGAAGUGAUAGAGUACAGCUCUGAGUACAUUCUCAUCAGUGUGCUGCACAACUUGCUCCAGGGGGAAUGUAAUCCCGACCUGAGGCUCCUGGGCUGCUCAGUGCUGGCCCCACAGUGUGAAAAGGACAAAGUUAUAAAGCCCUGCAGGCACGUCUGUGAAAACCUGAAAAAGAAUUGCCUCCCUGCUUUUGAUGCCAUAGACAUGGCUUGGCCCUACUUCUUAGACUGUGACCGCUUUUUCGCGGGGGAAGAAGAGGGAUGUUUCGACCCACUGGCAAAGCUGCGAGGAGAAGUAGAUGUUGAGGAAGAUUUGCCUUCAGACUUGCCAGCAACUUUUAUUCAGUUCAAACACCAUUCAUACUCCCAAAUGGUGAGCACGCUGAAGAAGACUGCCUCGAAGUGCUCCCAUAUUGCAACAACUUACAGCAUAGGUCGCAGUUUUGAUGGGAAGGAUCUUUUUGUGAUUGAGUUUUCAACCAAGCCCGGACACCAUGAACUCCUCAAGCCAGAAUUUAAGUACAUUGGCAAUAUGCAUGGAAAUGAAGUUGUGGGGAAAGAACUGCUAAUAUACCUUGCACAGUAUCUGUGUUCAGAGUAUCUUCUUGGGAAUCCUCGCAUCCAGACCUUGAUUAAUAACACCAGAAUUCAUCUCCUACCUUCACUCAACCCUGAUGGGUAUGAACUGGCUGCAGAAGAGGGAGCUGGUUACAACGGAUGGGUCAUUGGACGACAGACAGCUCAGAACUUGGACCUGAACAGAAAUUUCCCUGAUUUGACAUCUGAGGCUUACAGAAGAGCUGGGAUUCGUGGAGCCCGCCUUGACCACAUCCCCAUUCCACAAUCCUACUGGUGGGGUAAGGUGGCCCCUGAGACGAAAGCAGUCAUGAAGUGGUUGAGGUCUAUUCCAUUUGUGCUCUCUGCCAGUCUCCAUGGAGGUGAACUUGUUGUCACCUACCCUUAUGACUAUUCAAGGCAUCCUAUGGAAGAAAAAAUGUUCUCGCCCACACCUGAUCAGAAGAUGUUUAAAAUGCUGGCUAAAGCCUAUGCAGAUGCACAUCCAGUCAUCUCAGACCGAUCCGAACUUCGUUGUGGUGGAAACUUUGUGAAACGUGGAGGUAUUAUAAAUGGUGCUGAGUGGUACAGCUUCCCUGGAGGUAUGGCAGAUUUUAAUUAUCUCCACACAAAUUGCUUUGAAGUUACUGUGGAAGUAGGAUGCGAAAAGUUUCCUUUGGAAGAAGAACUGUUUAUAAUCUGGCACGAAAACAGAGAUGCCCUUCUGAAUUACAUGGAAAUGGUUCAUCAGGGGAUAAAAGGAAUCGUGUCUGAUAAGUUUGGCAACCCAAUUAAAAAUGCUCGUAUUUCAGUCAGGGGCAUCCAGCAUGAUGUCACCACAGCUGCUGAUGGAGACUACUGGCGGCUCCUGCCGCCGGGGACGUACAUCGUCAGCGCCCAAGCGGCGGGAUACAGCCGGGUGAUGAAGAGGGUCACCCUUCCUGCCAAGAUGAAGCGGGCUGGGCGAGUCGACUUCGUACUGCGGCCUCUUGAGGCCUGGCCCAACAAGCUCCUCCGCCGCUCAAUGGAAGACGCGUACGACCCACUGGAACUUUUUGACCCUCACGCCCAACACGGGCAGCGCGAGGCUCGAGGUGGGUUGGCAGCGGGCAGGGAGAAGCCCUGGUGGUGGUCUUACUUCAGCUCUCUAGACCUGCACAAACCUCUGUGGCUGCUCAAGCAGCGCUGAAGGGUGCCACGGUGCUCUGCUCACCUCACUCUGCCCUCCCACCCGACUCCAGGCUCCCUCACUGCUCUUGACAAUAUUUAAAUCUGUUCCAUUUGAAAAUACAAUGUUAAUUCAAACACGCUUACUCCUUUUGUUUUCUCUUCACACACAACUGAGUAUGUUCGAGUGUUUUUAUGUAUUAAAACCACUGGUGCACACCCGUUCAAAGCCAGGUUUUCUGCAGUUUUUUUAUUGGUAAUACUCUAUAUUUCUGCCUAUGUAGUUAAUUAUCACAUGUAUCAUUUAUCAAGUUCUAAGUGCCUUCAGAAAAUUAUUCCUGAUCCUUUAAUGCAUUUUUGUACGUGUCUUAACAUACUUAUGUUAUUAUAGACUAAUAAUAACAUUCUGAAACAUUCAGAAAACACUUUUCUUUCCUCUUUUACGUGAAACUACCAUAUUAAGUUCAGAUCAUUAGUUCUUCUAAUACAGCUCACAAUGAUUUUUUUAAAAAAGUCCACUAUAUGAUAUUAGUAUUUAUUUUGGACAGAAAAACAUAAUAAUUAGGAAUUAGGAACUUGGAAAUAAAUCUAUAUCUGAAUAAGUAACAUAUUUAGUACAAUGGGCUAUUCAGGCAGAUCAGUACCAAUAAUAACAUAUUUUCCCAAGAAAAUUUUUAAAGUUAUCCUUUGAAGACAUAUAUCAAAAAUGUUAA
This is a messenger RNA of Apus apus (common swift), 2719 nucleotides long. It is a transcript of the gene CPZ, whose product is annotated as carboxypeptidase Z. Gene Ontology annotation, molecular function: metallocarboxypeptidase activity; protein binding; zinc ion binding. Bases 88 to 2028 code for a protein of 646 amino acids. The record is from RefSeq and is a predicted model, not a curated record. The transcript has 11 exons. Gene Ontology annotation, biological process: proteolysis. NCBI's taxonomy places the organism in Eukaryota, Metazoa, Chordata, Aves, Apodiformes, Apodidae.